ACUCUCGACUGUCCCCUUACUAGCAUUUUUUGCUGACACUCAGAGGCUAAAGGACUGUCAACUGUAACGUCUGGUGUUGUUUUAUUUCUUUGUUUUGUUUUAUUCUUUUCCUAAAAACCGCAAGAGUCCGGAUACAUUUUAGGACGUUGACGAUAAUGGGCUUAUGCAGCUAGUCUUUAUAAUGUCUUUACAUGUCAAAUCUAAUUGCGUCUGCAUAUUCUGAGCGCUUUCUGAUCCCCUUUGCUUAAUCCGUGCACUGAUUGUACGCUCUUGAAUGAUUUAAAGCACGUCAUUAGUGUAGGUCAGUGGUACAGAUCAGGUAAAACUAAAGCAGCCUACACCGAGUUAGUCUUGAGGAGAGCUGAUGUGGAGCAGUGUUUCGGCCCUGCCUCCCUCUUUUACAUACAGUACACACAGCAGUCCUACCUGAGAUUAUUAUCCACCUCCUGUCUCCUGCACAACACCUGUGAGGGAAAGGCGAGACGUGGAUUUACGCGAUGAACUAAGACAAUAUUUAGUACUUAUGAAUUUCAAAUUUCUAAUUUCUAACAUAUAUUAUUAUUGUCAUAUAUAUUUAAAAGACUUGAAAUUUUUUUGCGCUGAUUAGCGUUGAUGCAUUUCUGGCUGAAUUCAUAGAGGUAUCGCAUCAUGUCAAAAUCGUCAGAUCAGUUUGACAACUCAGACUGCGUGUGUUCGUUCGGAAUGAAGCUGACGUGGGACAUUAACGACCCUAAACUUCCACAGGACACAAAGCAGUAUGAUGCAUUUCAGGAGUGGACAGAUGGUUAUGUUCGAUACAUAUACAGUGCGGAAGACAAAAACGCACAGCGCCAUUUGAGCGGCUGGGCCAUGCGCAACACCAACAACCACAACUGUCAAAUCUUGAAAAAAUCCUGCUUGGGCGUCGUGGUUUGCUCAAGAAACUGCACACUGUCAGACGGCACCAAACUCCAACUGCGGCCUGCCAUUUGUGAUAAAGCCCGACAGAAGCAGCAAAAAAAACUUUGUCCCAACUGCAGCGCGGCUCUAGAGCUGGUUCCGUGUCGUGGACAUAGCGGUUAUCCGGUCACCAAUUUCUGGAGAGUGGACGGCAAAGCCAUAUUUUUCCAGGCUAAAGGCGUUCAUGACCAUCCGCGACCUGAGAGUAAGUCGGAAACCGAGGCGAGAAGAAGCGCAGUGAAAAGAAGGAUGGCUUCCCCUCACUUCUCGCAGAAAAGGAGACUUGUGGAACCAGAGCCUGGCCGCUACCAUGAUAUGCCCUUCCCCAACAUCCACCAGCUCACCAUGGAGACCCCUGAUCGUUUCAGCAUCAUUGCUGAAUCCAAUUUCCCCAUCCAGACGCAGCACUACACACCAUUCCAAAACACGGAGCCUUACAAGUUCCCCUAUGAUACACAUGCUCCAGCAGCCAUGGCUGAUGCUGCAAGCCCUCUGCAAAAACCUUCUAACCACCGCCUGUACAUGGCAAGACCCCCAUGUGGAUAUGACUUUGCAGUGCCAGGCUACCUCAGUUCUACACCCUAUCCCACAGCACUCUAUAAGGACCCUGCCAGCCCUCACAGUGAGGCUGAACUCAAUAAAAGUUGUUCUGGCCUGAGUGGGAUGCCUCACACAACCAGCUCACUCCCAAACCAUGAGCGUUCUUAUCCAGAUGCCACCAACAAGCACCAUAGCUGGAAGCAGAUCCUGGGCAAAGGGCCAUAUGGAGAGAGAGGGGAAUACCCACAGCUUUCUGCAAACACCAACCAUUAUUACAACACUGAAUACCCAUGCAGGUACACAGGACCCACUCCAACUACUCCAACAGCCCUUCAGACCAUCAUAACCACCACCACUAAAGUGUCCUACCAGCCCUGUCCUAAACCAUCUGUGGUAAAAUACGGUGAGAGUAUCUAUGACAUGAAGGGUCUGUCAAACUGUAACUCUCUCAUAGAGGAGACCUCCCCCAACUCCUACUCUGACCUGAAGAUCCCAGAGGAUUCAAGUGUCAUAAAAACAGCUCUGUCCUACCAGGAUUCAGUCCCCACAAAAAUUGAAAGAACUGAGAACUUUGAAGGCUACCGUUACAGCAGCUACAGCUCCAACGGCUGCCCCGAGAGACUGGCACAUCCAUACAGGUAUGAAGGUGGAGAGUACUGAUCUACUGCUUCAGGGCUAAUUAUCAGGAGACAAGAAGAGGAGAAAAAAAGACUAAAUUGCUGAUGAUUUUUGAGUAAGCCAAAUAAUAUCUGCUUAAAAUGACCAUAAUACAUUUGUUCAGUGUACAUAUGCAUAGCUAUUUAUAAAUAGUAUUCAAACUUUUAGCUGAAAAUAUAUUUGUGUAGUUACCUCAUUUGAUCAAAUGUGCAACACAAAACAUUUCAUUAUACUGCUGAUUUAGCCAGAACAAUGGAUUAUGUUAAAUGUUGAAUAAAAAUUUAUUUUGUAUGUUGGUAAAUUAUGAGUAGAGGUCUACUGAAAUCAAAUGUUUUUGAUGUUAUAAAAAGUCAAAAUUGAACUCAAAAUAAAUGUGACACCAAGUUGUUCAGAA
Tachysurus vachellii is the source of this 2530-nucleotide messenger RNA. It is a transcript of the gene gcm2, whose product is annotated as glial cells missing transcription factor 2. The coding region runs from base 649 to 2139 and encodes 496 amino acids. The record is from RefSeq and is a predicted model, not a curated record. Gene Ontology annotation, biological process: gliogenesis; regulation of transcription by RNA polymerase II. Gene Ontology annotation, molecular function: DNA-binding transcription activator activity, RNA polymerase II-specific; RNA polymerase II cis-regulatory region sequence-specific DNA binding. The transcript has 5 exons. NCBI's taxonomy places the organism in Eukaryota, Metazoa, Chordata, Actinopteri, Siluriformes, Bagridae. Gene Ontology annotation, cellular component: nucleus.